AUGGCUUCUGCUCCAGCGGCUUCUCCCUCACUCACUUCCGUCGCGGUUCCUCCGCCUAGCCCCGAACAGCCUUGGGAUCUUUGUCAUCUCCAGACUCGUGUCUUGAAAUUACGCGAUGCCAUCGACCUUGACAAGGUAAAGGAGCUAGCGUCUCAGCACAACGAGGGCAAGUUCUGUCGUAUAUCGCAUGACAUUGUCGUGGGCAAAACAUUCCUGUGCAUUGCCGUCACGUUUCCGAACGACGGGCAAGAAUGGGUCGUCCGCAUCGCCACAAAGUCAACCGUCGAUAGGGAGUGGGACAUGAUCCGCAGCGAAGUUGCAACAAUUCGGAACAAGUACAUUCAGCGCCACACUUCAAUUCCGGUGCCCACAGUCCAAGCGUACGGAACAGGCAAGCACUUGAGCGAGGAUUUGUACGAGACUCAUUCAUACAUAAUCCAAGAUAGAGUUCCUGGAAAGGCACUCGGAAGCGACGUUUUGGCCCUUAUGACGCGGGAGAAGCGCAAGAGGGUCUGGUGCCAGCUUGCGGACGCGCUUGCGCAGCUUCAGGAACUGACGUUCCCCACCACUGGAUCUUUGUAUCCAGCCGAAUCGGACGACAUGAAGGAGUGUAUUGGGCCAGCUCUGUCUAGGUGGGAUGAAUAUCUCUCUAACCGGGAUGGGGCGACGCGCAGCCGGCCUGUAUUCACGACUGCGUGGGACUCUAUUCAGCAUCAUCUUGCAGUCCUCAAAGACGGACCCGAGAUGCGGCAGAUCUACUGCCAGACAGAACCAAACGAAGUCGUUCCUCAGCAGAUAUUCGCAAUGGACGCGGUGGCGCGUCACGUCAAUGACAAAAGCGCUUUGUUCUGGCGGGAGAAUGCUGGCUUCAGACUGAGCAAGGGGCGGUUCGCCUCGAACAACAUCUUUGUCGACAGCGAAGGCAACAUCCGAGGCAUCAUCAACUGGGCAUGGACGGAGAUUUUGCCCCGGCAGCUCUGCCAGCCGAUGAACUGGGUCAGGGAUGUCGGACUGUCUCCGGAGCGGCGAAGAGAAGAUGGUGUCUGGGAAGAGUUCCUGGAGGUUGUGACGCCGGACCAUGCCUACCACGAGCAUCUGCGCUACUACACGGACAACGAGGCGCACACCUUCUUCGCCGCCAUUCUGCGGUAUCCGGACUCGCUGACGACCGUCUACUUCUGGGACCUUUUUUACAACACGCAGCAUGAGAAGGCCGAUUAUGUGCUGCUCGGGGGCUUCUUCAGCCAGCCGGAGCACAAGGCCAGGCUGGACAGGCUCCUCGCGGUCCAGAAGCGGCACUCGGACGAGGUUUCUGGCAGACUCGCUUCGCAUAUAAGUAGAGUGCUUCUUCCGCAGUGGCAGCUGUGGCAUAAUGAGAUGGGCAGUCUCGUUUUUAUUGCUUCGGAGGCGCGUCAUUUCCUACGCGAUGCCGUGCUUGCCAGACCUCACCCGUCGCUGUCGCCCAACGGCCCUGACACUGGUCUGCCUCACAGCCCUGUUUAG
Molecule: messenger RNA, 1503 nt
Organism: Cordyceps militaris CM01
Lineage: Eukaryota; Fungi; Ascomycota; Sordariomycetes; Hypocreales; Cordycipitaceae
Product: Protein kinase-like domain
Exons: 2
Coding region: 1-1503 (500 amino acids)
Cellular component (GO): mitochondrion
Source: RefSeq, a predicted model, not a curated record